Molecule: messenger RNA, 612 nt
Organism: Didymodactylos carnosus
Lineage: Eukaryota; Metazoa; Rotifera; Eurotatoria; Philodinida; Philodinidae
Source: the annotation of a GenBank genome assembly
AUGAUAAUAGAAAUAAUACUUAAUCCUGCAAGUAUUGAAAAUAAUAGACCAAUUCCAACAGCUUUUAUUAUUGGAGCAGCAACAACAGUACCUAAACCAGAAAAUAUAAAGGGUAAAAAGAUAACAACUGCAGAAAUAGCUCCAGCUUUGUUAGAAAGUAAAGUAUCAGGUGAACAUGAUCAAGAUGAACAAGUGAACAAGGACAAAUUACUAACAGACAAUAGCAUAUCAACAUCUAUUGAGAAACAAUCCCAUUCGAUAUUAACUAAAUUCGAUCUUUUGGCAUCUUAUGUUGCAGCAUCUACACCUAUUCUAGUUGCUGUUACUGGAUCGUGGUUAAAUAACAAUGACCCUGAUAGUCACGUGUCUACUUUGGGUUAUCAAUCACCGAUAUGUAAAGAUCGUCUCUAUAGGGCACGUAGUGGUUUGUUAAUUUAUGCUCGUAAUGACGUAAAAGUAUCUCCUCGUACUGAUUUUGAAAAUAAUCCAUUUGAAACCUGCUUUUUAAACGUACGGUUGUGUUACAGAAAGUCUUUCUUGAUUGGUGUACGUUAUAGAUCCAAAGAACACAAUAUAGCAAAUUUUGUUGAUUAUGUCAUUGCACCGGAUUAG